Molecule: messenger RNA, 663 nt
Organism: Cylicostephanus goldi
Lineage: Eukaryota; Metazoa; Nematoda; Chromadorea; Rhabditida; Strongylidae
Source: the annotation of a GenBank genome assembly
AUGCACCUAUAUAAUUCAAAAAAAAAUCUAUUACUAUUCAUUCAAAAAGCUUCAAUUUCAGAGCCAGAUCUUCAACAAUGCAUCCUUCAUACUCCCGUUCAACAUCUAGCUAUCCAAACUGUUGGCACUUUUGGCUUAGAACUUACCGUGGCCGUAAAUCUAACUUUGGCAGCGGUACGACUGGUGACACUGUUGUUUGGACCCAAGCAAGCCAACAGAGUUGCCGGUGUUGGCAUACUUAUCUCCGUCAUAUGGUCAGUCUCAAUGUGUGUAUUUCACCAGCUAGGACUAGUCACAAAAAUAUGGCUAGACGAAAAUGGCAAGUACGUAGAUCGGCUUUUACCCCCGUUCAAUAUUAUUCGUAUCCCAUUAUUAAUUACUGAGCUAUUUGCAACAUUUCUUUUAUAUAUGGUAACUAUCAUUCUUCUGAAAACAAAAUCUGGCUCAGACGCUGCAAACAUGGUCAAAAGUGAAAAGCGUUUCCUCAUUCAGUCCUUGCUGACAUUCCUCAGCGAACUUAUCCAUCUUUAUGGAACAUUCUGGAUUGGACACCGUUAUCUUCAUCUCGGUGAUGCGCAAUUCAAUGCAAACUUGAAUUUCAUCAGCAGACCCAUCUCCGUUGGCCUCACACCGGUAACUAUUUGUGAAGUCUUUUUAUUGUGA